Zalophus californianus (California sea lion) is the source of this 2056-nucleotide messenger RNA. RefSeq names its product transmembrane protein 180-like. The record is from RefSeq and is a predicted model, not a curated record. Bases 698 to 2056 code for a protein of 452 amino acids. The transcript is spliced from 8 exons. NCBI's taxonomy places the organism in Eukaryota, Metazoa, Chordata, Mammalia, Carnivora, Otariidae.
GCCCCCGAGCAGUGGGCGGUUGUCGUGGGGCGCUCUUCGUGCAAGCGGAGGCGCGAAGGGUGCCGGGAGUCCGGGGUCCGGUACCCGGCUGGCCCCUUCUGGUCUUUUGACUCCCAGAUUUGCGCUCCUCGAUCUGGGGAAAUUAAGGGUCGGUCGGGAGUUUAGGGUUGUUAGCUGUUUUCUCCUUGAUUAUCUGAGUGCUCAUCUCCAACCCACUGAGAGUUGUACUCACUUCCCCUGAAAAGGAGGGCUCAUUUGAGUAUCCGGGGGCGGAAAAGGGUGCAGUUGAAGGUAUCUCCUUAGAAAAAAAUUAAAAGCACUUUUGCACACGAUUUUUAAAAGGUUCAAAGAUCGCCAGUUAAGUACCCGGGCUCACGACAUUGCACCUGGAGGGAAUUGAGUGCAGCCCUAGCACUUGAUGGCCAGCAGGGCAGUGAACUUCGUUCUCCACAGAGUUAAAGUUGAUACUGUUUGUGGGGUGCGGCUUUCCUAUCAUCGUGCAGACAAAACACAGAAAUUCUUAAAUGGGGUGACCGGAAGGUCACUGUUCUCGACCUCGGUGUAAAGUAUAAAACCUUUUGUGGUAAAGAAGAACCAGUUUCAGAAGUUUUUUGUCCCUGCUCGUAAAGAUACAAUAUUUUUGCUUGUGUUUUGUUGCUGUAGUAAAAUCAGGAAGAAGAAUUCCUUUGCAUGGAAAAUGAUACUUAUAAGUAUCAAGCCCAUUGCUUGGGCAUAUUCUAUGAUAACAUUAGGGACUGAAAUGCUAAAUUCUGUCUUCAGUUUCUACUCUGUGAAGCUUUUUUUACAUCUGUACAAGAUUUCAGAAGUGGCCUUUUACCAAGCCCAGAUGAUUUUAAUGAUCUGGAAUGCUCUUCAUGACCUGACUGGGUAUUUUCACAACAACUCUCAGGCCGACUGCUGUUCCAGUCAACAUUGUUCUGUUUUUUACGGUGCCCCUUUAUACUCAGUAGUCUUCCUGCUUCCUUGGUUCCCUUGGAAAUACUAUCAAGAAGGUGACUGGCUUAGUGGACUUCACCUGGUGGUAUCAUUAUGUGCUUUUGAUAGCACACUUACCUUUGUUCAGCAAGCCCAGUGUACACUGUUUGCAGAGAUUUUCACGAGACAAGAAAGUCGGCUUCAGCUUAUUAAAAUUAGCCAAAUGACAUCACUGGUAGGAUCCACCAGUGUCCUUUUCUGUGCCCUCAUCUCCGAUAACAUGGAAAUUUUACUCAAUUUUCAGGCUGUUGCUGUGGUCAUUGCUAUUCUUGCCAUGGCCAGCAUUUACACUGGCAUAUACCAUAUGAAACACUUUGAACCUACAAGAAGCCCUGGGGAAAACCUUUUCUCAGAAAGUGAACAGGAUCUCCCCUGGACCUCCAUGGUCUCACUGAUAAGACAGAUCUUGACCCAGAAAAACUUUCACCUUUUUCUGAUAACGAAUUUCUUCCAAGUCUUCCAUUUAACCUUCUUCAAUAACUUCAUGAUGAUCUUUGCAGAUAAUCUCAUUCCUAAGGAUGUUCUUCCUUCUUCCAUAAGGAGCAUCAUGUAUGGGGCAGGCUUUAUUUGCCCACAGUGCCUUGUACUUAUCAGUCAGUCCUGGCUGAAGAAGUGUGGUUACUAUAAAAUUAUCUUAAUUUCUUUCUACCUAGAAGGAACAGCCUCCAUUGUCAUGUUAUUUCUCGGACAGCAAUAUUAUUACUUUUUGGCUCUUUACCUCACUAUUAUCAUGGUGAUUGUGCAAGCUUCUUUUCGCUUGUUUAACCUGCCACUAGCUGACAUGGUUGAUGCAGAUUUACUGAAGUUCAAUCGUCAGUUACCCCUUUCCUCAAUGGUUUUUGGCAUCAAUGCUUUGUUUACAAAACCAGCUCCCAUGAUGAUACUCUCUAAGCUAAAAGAGUUUGGAUACGGAAACCCAGAAAAAAGUACAAUUUUAGAUCUUCAUGAUGCUAUGUUUAAUUCGAUUUGCCUGGUCCCCCUGGGCAUUGCAGUAAUUCAGAUUCUGGUUUGGAGCCCAUUCUCACUCAGGAACAAGACAGACUACACAGGGGCUCUUUAA